AUGAAGAACACACUUCUGUUUUUAAUAUGCUGUCGAAUAUUUCAAUAUGCUCUAGUUAUAUUCUCCCCAUCGCCUGGGUUUGAUACCUCUACGACACUGUUUUUGGAGGAAGCUGGUCUAUGCAGAAAAAUUAGCUUCUGGGAGACUCAUUUAUGGAAUAAACUACUAUCUUGGGAUUCAAUAUAUUUCCUUAAAACAUCGUUACAACCAGAUGCAAAUCCACAAUAUGAACAUGAAUAUGCGUUUUCUCCUCUGUGGGCAUCAGUUAUCCGCUAUACUAGUGUAUUGUGUGGUAUAGAGCUACCUGCAGACUUCAAGUCUGAUACAAAUGCUCAUUAUUUAGAUACAGUGUAUGCAGUUUUAAAAAUUGCAGUAUCUUUAAAUAACUUGCUGAUCCUUAUUGGAUCAAUACUGCUCUGGCACUUAACUGAUAUUUAUUUUUCAAAUACAAAUUAUAGUAAGAAAUAUCGUUUAAGGCUAUGCCGUAUCACAGUUACAAUUUUUUCUGUAUCAUCUAUGGCAGGGUUUAUGACUUCCAUAUAUUCGGAAUCCCUAGCUUUAUGUUUUUCAUUUACAGGCCUGAUAUUCCAUCAUCGGAGUUUAAAUAUAUCACAUACAUUUAAACAUAAUGGAGUUUAUUCCCUAUUAUUAUAUUUUUGGUCGAUGAUUUGCUUUAUAUUAGCUACUCAAGUACGUUCUAAUUGCUUAUUAUUGGGAAUUUAUUAUCUAUUUGAUCUACUUGCUUGUAUAAGGAAUAGUAACAAUAUAAUAUGCUUUAAUAUACCGUUAUUAUCUGGUCUAGGUUUAUUCGUAUCUUGGAUUUACACUCAAUAUUACUUUCCAUUUUGUAAAUUUUGUUUGCAAAAUAGAGGUGAAUGGUGCUUAACUACAUGGAAUAUUCCAUAUUUACCUUUCGUAACUAAGAUAUCAUUAUAUCAAUACAUUCAAUCUAUACACUGGCAUGUUGGAUUUUUAAAAUAUUGGACUAUAAAUAACAUUCCAAACUUUAUAUUUGCCUUACCAAAUAUUGUCAUAUUAAUAUCAGCGUCCGUAUAUUUUAUGAAAGAUAGAACGUUCAAACGUAUACCUUUGAUUUAUAUUAACUUUUCUUUAUGCUUAAUAUUAAUAUUUUUUGCCAAUGUUCAAAUUAUAAAUCGAGUAAGUUCUUUCUUACCUUUACAUCUAUGGUAUAUUGCAAUAAUUUUAAUUAAUCAAUCGAUUUUAAAUGAUAAAAAAUUAAAAGUUAAAAAGGAAAAAAAAACAAUUUCAAAAGACAUUAUUAUUAAAAAAACGUUUCUAGGAAACAAUAUUCAUUAUAUUAUUGUCAACUAUUAUUUAAUCUGGUUAGUUAUAUGGUUCCCAUUACAAACGAUAUUUUUUGCGUCGUUCUUACCCCCAGCGUAA
This is a messenger RNA of Henningerozyma blattae CBS 6284, 1404 nucleotides long. It is a transcript of the gene GPI18, whose product is annotated as GPI-anchor transamidase GPI18. The transcript has a single exon. The record is from RefSeq and is a predicted model, not a curated record. Gene Ontology annotation, molecular function: alpha-1,6-mannosyltransferase activity; GPI mannosyltransferase activity. NCBI's taxonomy places the organism in Eukaryota, Fungi, Ascomycota, Saccharomycetes, Saccharomycetales, Saccharomycetaceae. Gene Ontology annotation, biological process: GPI anchor biosynthetic process. Gene Ontology annotation, cellular component: mannosyltransferase complex; endoplasmic reticulum membrane. The coding region runs from base 1 to 1404 and encodes 467 amino acids.